Molecule: messenger RNA, 1656 nt
Organism: Colletotrichum karsti
Lineage: Eukaryota; Fungi; Ascomycota; Sordariomycetes; Glomerellales; Glomerellaceae
Product: calcineurin-like phosphoesterase
Exons: 4
Cellular component (GO): cytoplasm
Molecular function (GO): phosphoprotein phosphatase activity
Source: RefSeq, a predicted model, not a curated record
CUGUUGCCCAACAUGACGCGCCGUAUAGUGCGCACAAUAAUCCAGCUCACGGCUGUGACGCUGUUGACGUUCCUCGCCGUCUUCUUCCUCGACCGCAAUUUCCGAGUCCUUCCCAAGUCGAUGCACCACUACAUGCCCCAGCAUCACCAUGGCCUGAUCGUCACCGAUAUAACAAUAACGAAAUGCUCCAACAUCAACGUCUUCUCCUCAUGCAAGCUCGACGUCAACAAGUGGCACCGCAUCGAGAAGGACCUCUAUCUCGGCAAAUCAUGGACACAAAGCGCAUACGUCCACAUUGCGCGCAAGAAAGAGGAGGAGCUCGUCCCUGAAGAUAAGGUCGUCAUGGACGUCUCCGUCGGUAGACUGGACCCUACAACCACGAAGAAGGGAGAGGAGGACGAGAGAUGGGAGAGCCGACCGUACGGCUUGUGGGUGAAGCGCUCCUCCAACCAGAAGGACAGCGACUCCAAGAAGGCCAUCACUGGCGUCGACGUUCUCUUCGGUGACGAUGCCGUCGAAGCGCGCGAUGGCUGGCAGAUCGUGGGCACACCCUUGCUUCUACCUCUGAGCGACGAUGUUCCCGUGACACAACUCACGGUUCGAAGAGGUAGCCAGAAAGAGCCGGUCAAACCGCGCCCGCGCAUUGCUGAGAACGGCAAGUUCAAGAUAGUCCAGCUUGCCGAUCUCCACCUCAGCACUGGCGUCGGGAAAUGUCGCGAUGCUAUGCCUGAGGGAUACAAUGGCGGCGUGUGCGAAGCGGACCCCAGAACGCUCGACUUCGUGCAAAAGGUUCUCUUCGAGGAGAAGCCUCACCUGGUCGUACUCAGUGGAGACCAAGUCAACGGUGAAACGGCGCCUGACGCGCAGUCGGCCAUUUUUAAAAUCGCUCAAAUCCUCAUCAAGAUGAAGAUCCCCUACGUCUCCAUUUUUGGUAAUCACGACGAUCUUCACCUCCCGCGCAGCGCUCAGAUGCAAAUUCUCGAAUCCUUGCCGUAUUCCCUGGCACGGGCCGGCCCGGAGGAAAUUGACGGUGUCGGCAACUACUACGUCGAGGUCCUUGCUAGAGGCAAGUCUGACCAUUCGGCGCUGACGCUGUACAUGCUGGACUCUCACGCCUACUCGCCCGACGAGAGGAAAUAUCAUGGUUAUGAUUGGAUCCACCAGAACCAGAUUGACUGGUUCAAGAAGACGGCUUCUGGCCUUAAGCAGGCGCAUAAGCAGUAUACUCACGUACACAUGGAUCUGGCAUUCAUCCACAUUCCCCUGCCAGAGUACAGGGAUCAAGACCUUGCUCUCAAAGGCGAAUGGAGGGAGGGCGUUACGGCACCCAACUUCAACUCUGGUUUCCGAGACGCCCUGGUUGAGCAGGGUGUCGUCAUGGUCAGCUGUGGCCACGACCACGCAAACGACUACUGCUCGCUCUCAAAAGACGCGUCAAAUAAGCCCGCGCUGUGGAUGUGCUACGCCGGUGGCGUGGGCUUUGGCGGGUACGGAGGCUAUGGCGGUUACCACCGCCGGAUACGCGUGUUCGAAGUCGACACCAACCAGGCCCGUAUUACAACGUGGAAGCGGGUGGAGUUUGGCGACACCGGCAAGAGAGUCGACGAGCAGAUGAUCGUCGACGAAGGCAAGCCGGUGGGACUGAGGGCUGGCUAA